AUGGCUGAAUGGUCUGUUUGUGCAGGCGGAUAUCCAUCACCCCUGAACUAUCAUUUCUUCCCAAAGUCGUGUUGCACGUCAAUUAAUGAGGUUAUUUGCCAUGGAAUUCCAGAUGCCAGGAGACUCGAGGAUGGGGACAUUGUAAAUGUUGAUGUAACAGUCUACUAUAACGGUGUUCAUGGUGAUCUCAACGAGACAUAUAUUGUUGGGAAAACAGAUGAAGCUUCUCAACAACUGAUUCAAUGUACAUACGAGUGCUUGGAGAAAGCAAUAUCUAUAGUUAAACCAGGAGUACGAUUUCGUGAAAUUGGGGAAGUUAUCAAUCGGCAUGCAUUGAUGUCAGGGUUCUCAGUGGUGAAAUCUUACUGUGGUCAUGGCAUUGGGGAGCUUUUUCAUUGUGCUCCGAACAUUCCCCACUACGGAAAGAAUAAAGCAGUUGGGGUGAUGAAAGCAGGGCAAAUCUUUACAAUUGAGCCAAUGAUAAAUGCAG
Messenger RNA from Amborella trichopoda, 490 nucleotides. The record is from RefSeq and is a predicted model, not a curated record. NCBI's taxonomy places the organism in Eukaryota, Viridiplantae, Streptophyta, Magnoliopsida, Amborellales, Amborellaceae.